This is a messenger RNA of Diaporthe batatas, 2155 nucleotides long. RefSeq lists its product as uncharacterized. The record is from RefSeq and is a predicted model, not a curated record. Lineage: Eukaryota; Fungi; Ascomycota; Sordariomycetes; Diaporthales; Diaporthaceae. Gene Ontology annotation, cellular component: nucleus. Gene Ontology annotation, biological process: regulation of DNA-templated transcription. Bases 58 to 2022 code for a protein of 654 amino acids. Gene Ontology annotation, molecular function: zinc ion binding; DNA-binding transcription factor activity, RNA polymerase II-specific; transcription cis-regulatory region binding. The transcript is spliced from 2 exons.
GGCUCGUUGAGCUUAGUCCAAAUUCACCUCCUGCCCACACCAACGUCGACAUGAACCAUGAGACGAAGGGCUGCACCUCGCUCGGCUCAGUAUGGACAGGCAUGCAUGCGUUGUGCAAAGGCAAAAUGCCGCUGUGUCGGUCGAUCCGACGGCCAGGGCUGCGAGAGAUGCUAUCGCCUCAGCAAGCAGUGUCGUCCCCAUGAGUCCUCCAGCCAGCGUGCUGCCAGUCAACACAGCCAAGAAUCGGACGAUCGCGUCGCCCAGCUCGAGGAUAGAAUCAACAAUCUCUUCUCGCUGCUGAAGACCCGCGCUGAUGCUGAUGGGGAAGACAAUGGCAGUCGUCCUCUCGUCGGCGACGAGCAGCAACAGCAGUCUCGACACGCCCAUUUCACGCCCGAUCUUCCGUCGUUUUCCAACAGGCCCACUCCAGAUCUCGGCGGCACUGAGAUUUCCCAUGUUCAUGUUGAUACCGACAUCGAUAACCCUGUCCCAUCUGUUUCUAUUGCUGUACAAAAAAUGCCCAACCACCACAGUCCCGUGUCUCAGGCCACUGUUGCAGCACCUUCACAGCCAAUUGACGGCAUUUCUGUGGCCUGUCUCGACACUUUCACCACGCGCAUGCUGCCUCGACUCCCCAUCAUUCACUUCCCAGAGACAAUGACAGCCGAGCAGCUGUGUCGCGACAGGCCCCUACUAUUCCAGACCAUCGUCUGCGUUGCGUGGCCAUUUACAACAGAGAAGACGACCCGCGCGACCGAGUUGAAGCAUGCCCUUCUCGAAGCCGCCUUCCUGCGGCGGACCGAGGCUGAUAUUGAGCAUUAUCUCGACUUGUUGUUGAGCCUGUUGACCUACGUGGCCUGGGGCUGGGAUCAUGUGCACAACCGCGGGAGCCUUUCACACCUCGUCAUGCUGUGCAUGUCACUGGCAGGCGAGAUGCGACUUGACAGGCCCGCCCUGAAGCGUGGCGACCACCACACGGGCAGUCUUCUAAUGGAACCGGCGGCAGCGUCUCGGCGCUCACUCGACCGUCCACAGCUCUCCCCCGAGGCCCAACGUGCCGCGCUAGGUUGUUUUAUACUCAGCUCUGCCGUAUCGGAAUACUUUGAGGAUGUGGAUCCCCUGGCAUGGACGCCGCAAUUAGACAAGAUUCUCGUUGACAUGAGUGCGGCCAAGGUGUGCCCGGCUGACUUGGACCUGGUCUAUCAAGUCCGCCUCCAGCUGCUCCUCACCAAGGCCCUCCGUCUUCGUCAGAUGCUAGAGCAGCAGACAAAUCAAGAAACCCAAGCCAAACCAUCAGCAGCCACGAUAUUGGCGGAUGCCAAGGUGCUCCAUGGCGAAGUGCAAGAACUCCGUGGACAACCCUCCCGGUCUUCUCGACAUCACCAGCUUCAACUAGCGCAUACUUAUUACGUGGAAUUGCUCAUUCUAGAGACGAUACGUGCAUCCACCAUGAUCCUUUCAAGUCUCGACCCCCCAGGGUCGGCCAACGGCGGCGGCGGCGGCGGCGAUCCCAUGCAGGAGCCCAUCCCGCCUGGCUGCAGUGACCUGUCAUACAUGUGGCAAUCCGUGCUCGCCAUCAGCGCCUGCACCUCCGGCCUGCUGAGCCUCCCCACUCCCGACUUUGUCGGCAUCGCUUUCCUGCAGUGGGAACAGCUCGCAGGCUGCGUGGUGGUGUUGAGCCGGCUUGAGAGCCUGGAGGACUCACGCAUCAAUCGCGCACACGCCCGGAGCGUCAUCGACCUUCCAGUGCUCCUGGACGCCAUCGCCGAGAAGGUCGAGUCGACAGCGGACGAGGCGGGCGAACAAGGCUUGGGCCCGCCCGGCGGCGUGUUCACGCAGCUCGCCGCGGGCAUGCGUGCAUUCCGCUCGCACGUUCAGGGCUUCCUGGUCGAGCUUUCACGGCCGGGUCCGGACGAGGUGUCCGGCUGCGGAGGCAGCAAUGUAGUUCAGCCUCUUUACGGACACCUAAAUACCCAGGGGCCUGCCAGCAGAUUUUGGAUGGACCAGCUUUUUCAAGGAUGAUGAUUACACUAUCUCUGACUGCACAUAAAUGUCAGAUCUACUACCAUAUCCAACCGUGGCUUGCAAACCUUGUGUAUCGAAAUCGGCGAUUCGUAGACCUUAAAGUAGACUGAAUAUCAAACGAUAUAUACCG